UAACAUCCUCUUAGGAGAUAGCUCGCGACUACAAGAAUCAGUUGGUUCUGUAUGUCGGCGAGGAAGAGAGUUCAUCGUUUCUCGUUGCGAUUUUACAUUAGUAGCCUGAUACAAUGCACACGGGGUUAUUAGCAGUCACCGUGUUCCUCCUGUCAAGGGCUCGGACCCAAGUGAGCGCGUGGCCACAGCACAUUCAUCCAGUCGGAAUAUCCAUCGAAGAACUAGAGGAACUCCUGACCGCGGAGGCAAACGACCCCGCCACUCUUCCGCCUAAGGAGUCGCCGUCUCCCCCUAUCAACGAAACCACACCUGACCAGGACGAUGCCUCUAUAGACCUCCUCCUUGGGGGGAUCGGCGAGUCAGACUCCCGGGCGCCACUUCCGCCUGAGAGCCCGGGCACACACGUAAUUCUACCCGGGUUUUCCUCUGACAACUCGUUCCCCGUGACCUCUGAGCCCCCGACGUUGUCCACGGGAUGUACGUGCGUGGAAGCGUGGCAGUGCCCUGAGACUAACAUCGAGCUCGAGGAAGACACCAAACAUGAGACCGCAGACCAGCCUCUCCCGGACAGCGAGGGCCUCGUCUCCUUCGUUGACUUGAGGCACGCCGCCCCUUGCCCCGGUCUCAUGGUGUGCUGCGACGCCCCCGACCUCAGUAUAUCGCCGCCCUCGCCCCCGCUGCACACGCCCAGAUGUGGGACGCCCAAUCCCAACGGCGUGAUGACUCACUUUUUAGGCUUCAAGGACAACCAAGCGCAGUUCGGACAGUUCCCUUGGAUGGCCGCAAUCCGGACACUAAAGCCAGGCGCAGACGACCCUGUGUAUGGGUACAUUGGAGGUGGUUCGCUCAUUCAACCAGGGAUUGUCAUUACAGCGGCCCAUAAUCUUCGGAAUCGUAACCCUGAGGACUUAGUAGUACGUCUCGGCGAGUGGGACUUCAGCUCGACCACUGAAACUAUCGAGUACCAGGAAAUCCCCUUGGAACGGGUCGAGUACCACCCACAGUACUCCUACGAGGACCUGAAGUACGACGUGGCUCUGCUCUUCCUUGGAACUGAGGCUGUGCUAGGGGCUACUGUCGAUACGAUUUGCCUUCCCGACCACGAGCACGACUUCGAUGGGUCCGCUUGCGUCACUUCCGGCUGGGGGAAAGACAUGUUUGGGGAGGGGGGGAAGUACCAGGAGAUCCUGAAGGUCGUAAACCUGCCAGCGAUUAGUUACGGGCAGUGCGAAGCUGCUCUUCGAACAACAAGACUCGGUCCCACUUUCUCCCUUGAUGAAACGUCCAUGUGCGCGGGCGGCGAGGGGGGGGACCUCUGCACUGGGGAUGGAGGCUCGCCGCUCGUCUGUCCGAGCAUCGAUGAUCCUUCGCGAUAUGUGCAGGUGGGCAUCGCAUCGUGGGGAAUCGGCUGCGGACAACAUGGCAUUCCAGGUGUAUAUGCCUCCGUGACGGCGGCUAUGCCCUGGAUCCGUACUUUUCUUGAAGCGGGCGUGGAUUUCGAUAUCCGCAAUGUAUUCAUAUGAGGAAGGCGGCGAAAGCAGGCAAGGAGGUAGGGGGGAGGUGAAAGUGAGGAAGAGAGAGGGGGAAAAUAAUGUUAUGGUAUGAAAGGGUUAAAAAAUUAAGAGACAAGGGAUUGCAGAGAGACAAGAUAGAUAUAUAGAGUGACAGCCAGAAAGUGAAUGAGGUCGAAGGCGAGUGAGCAAGAGAGAGCAGGAGAGGGAGAGAGAGAGAGAGAAGGGAAUAUACAUACAUACAUAUAUAUAUAUAUA
Molecule: messenger RNA, 1769 nt
Organism: Penaeus monodon (black tiger shrimp)
Lineage: Eukaryota; Metazoa; Arthropoda; Malacostraca; Decapoda; Penaeidae
Product: phenoloxidase-activating factor 2-like
Exons: 7
Coding region: 114-1523 (469 amino acids)
Biological process (GO): proteolysis
Molecular function (GO): serine-type endopeptidase activity
Source: RefSeq, a predicted model, not a curated record